Molecule: messenger RNA, 906 nt
Organism: Chenopodium quinoa (quinoa)
Lineage: Eukaryota; Viridiplantae; Streptophyta; Magnoliopsida; Caryophyllales; Amaranthaceae
Product: PLAT domain-containing protein 3-like
Exons: 2
Coding region: 135-674 (179 amino acids)
Molecular function (GO): protein binding
Source: RefSeq, a predicted model, not a curated record
AAAAGGUGCUAUAAUUAACCCGUCAGUAUCCAUAUCACAAGGAGCUAAAACUGAUCCAUCAAAAUAACAUCAAUCGCACCUCUAUUCCCACCAACGAAGAGAGAGAAAUUAACAGCCAACACUCAUCAGCAACAAUGGCGAGAAACCCUGCGUUGUUAAACGCAAUAAUCUUCUUAUCCUUAGCUCUGAUCGCUCGAUCUGUAUCGGCUGGCGACGAAUCAGAAUGCGUGUACACCAUAUACGUCAGGACAGGUUCCGUCAUAAAAGCAGGGACGGACUCUAAGAUCAGCCUCGAAUUGUGGGGUCAAAAAGGCGACGGAGUUAGAAUUACCGACAUCCAAAGCUGGGGCGGGCUAAUGGGCCAAAACUACGACUACUUCGAGAGGGGUAACUUGGACGUGUUCAGUGGGCGCGGCCCAUGUCUGAAUGCACCAGUUUGUGGCAUGAGGGUGAUCUCCGAUGGGUCGGGCCCACACCAUGGUUGGUACUGUAACUAUGUUGAGGUUACAACUACUGGGCCCCAUGUUAAGUGCGCACAACAGAAGUUUGAUGUUGAGCAAUGGCUUAAAUCUGAUUCUUAUCCUUAUGAACUUUCUGCUACUAGAAAUUAUUGUCCUGUUUCUUUGUCUAACCAAGCUGUUGUUCCUGCUUUGAGAUCUGUUGCUUCAUCUUGAAUAAGAUUUGUGGUUUGUGAUGAGAUUGAGAGUUUGAGGUAAGAUUAACUUGGUUUUGUAAGUUAUUUGUGAUAUUAAUAAAAGUUUUGUUGAGGGGUUUUUGUGUGAAUUUGUUGAUUAUUUGCUUGAUUUCAUUAUAAUGUUGUAUAGUUGGAUGGGUCAAAAAAAAAAAAAAAAAAAAAUGUUGUAUAGUUGGAAAGACUUACCAUGUUACUUGCUGCUUCUAUUCAAA